Penicillium vulpinum is the source of this 432-nucleotide messenger RNA. RefSeq lists its product as uncharacterized. NCBI's taxonomy places the organism in Eukaryota, Fungi, Ascomycota, Eurotiomycetes, Eurotiales, Aspergillaceae. The coding region runs from base 1 to 432 and encodes 143 amino acids. The record is from RefSeq and is a predicted model, not a curated record. The transcript has 3 exons.
AUGUCUUUUUGUGACACGUUCAUCUUGAUCUAUCAAGGCGCAGAUCUACGCUCAUCAGCUAAGACCGUCGAUCGGCUCAAGCAGGAGGGUGAAGCACUCCAUCACAAAAGCAAGAUCUAUUUGAGGAUAGAUCACUUCGUAUCCUUCCUGUCGCUCGUAUUCUGCCGUGCAAUUGGAAUUCGAGAAGAAUCGCUCGAAAUGAACUGCUUCGACUCAAUUCCGCCAUCUUAUCUGGAUUUCGACAUUGAUCAAAUCAAACUGAUCCUCAAAACAUAUCUUUUGGACACAUCAACAGAUGAGCAUAUCUUUUUAACGCUGUCGCAGCGGACUCUCUGUCCCCACCUAGAGCGAUUGUUGGCGGGAUCCUUAAGUCAGAGCUUGGGCCUCCUGUAUGAAGGACUCCUGCAUUUCUGCUCAACUUUUUUUUCUUGA